AUGAAGCUCCAGAGCAGCUUUGAGGAGUUUACUCCUGAUUUCACUGGUGAUGAAGAUGAUGAAACCUACUGGUUGCGGUGCUCCAGUCCAGGCCUGUACCAGUGCAGAGUGAGCGGUCUGGUGUUUGCCAUGAAGGCAGAAGGAGACGUGUCCUACAGGAUUGUUCCUUGGAGCAGCAGGUUACUGAGCCAACAUGGCAAGAAGCCUGCAGGACCUCUGUUUGACAUCAGAUGUCAGCAGCAGUCUGUGGCUCAGCUCCAUCUCCCUCACUGUGAGAUCUGCUCCACAGGAGGAUGUACCUACCUGUCAGUCGCUCACAUAGGUGAUGAAGGCAUUGAGUUCAUCAAGCCUGAGGAGAUCACAGAAACUCACGUCAUCAUCAACAUCACAGGGUUUUCUGCUUUUGGUAACGUCAAGGAUGAAGAUUCUCCUAAUGACCCGGUCCAAGCCUUGGUUCUGCUGUUCUACAAGCCUCCAGCUGCUCCUAGUGUCAGAUAUCAGAUUAAUGUGUUGCUGCUGCCUAAAAACGUUGUUCUGAGACAUGUGUUGCGUUUUAGGAAGAAAAUAGAUAGAGAUGAGAAGUUUCUAGAGACACCUCCACACUGCAGACUGCAGCCGAAGCAGCUUUACACUCUGUCCACACGUCCUGGAAGAAAGUCGGUUCUGGUUCAGCCCAAAGAGGCAGAGUUUGAUGCAGAAUCAUACGACAACUACCUCCCAACGUUCCAGGUGGUUUAUGAGAAUUUCAUGAGUUACAUUAAACUGUUUCUGAGGGACGGUGGCUCCAGCAGCAUCUGGAAUACAGAGGUUUGUCUUUCUACUGCUGGAGUGAGAAGAUCCUAUGGACCGACCCGACAGAAUAUCGGUCCAAGCGAGCAUCUUAAGGAAAUAAGGACCAGCUUCAUGGAAAGGAUAUCAGGACCGGUUCUGAAGAGUCUUCUGGACAAACUUCUGGAGAUAAAAGUCCUCAGAGAUGCUGAGAGGGAGGCAGUGGAGGGGGAGACGAUCAGAGGAGACAAAGCUCGAGUUUUAGUUGACAUGGUGAGGAGAAAAGGUGACGAUGCAAGUUCAGAGAUGAUCCGUUCUCUCUGUGAGCUCGAUCCGUUCCUCUCUAAACAUCUGGGGCUGAUGUGUGAAAAAAUGAUCAGGGUCCAUUGA
Fundulus heteroclitus (mummichog) is the source of this 1158-nucleotide messenger RNA. Its product is annotated as caspase recruitment domain-containing protein 8. NCBI's taxonomy places the organism in Eukaryota, Metazoa, Chordata, Actinopteri, Cyprinodontiformes, Fundulidae. The transcript has a single exon. Gene Ontology annotation, biological process: regulation of apoptotic process. The record is from RefSeq and is a predicted model, not a curated record. Bases 1 to 1158 code for a protein of 385 amino acids.